UAAAAAUUUAUCUUAAAUAUAUUCAGGAAUUUUAAUAAUGUUCUUUAUGCAUUGUUAUGCUGCUUUAUGGGGUAAUAAAACAUACGCUAUAAGGCCAGAGAUGUUUUGACAACUCGAUCGCUAAAAUCUUGUGGCAAUUAAUUUCGUUUGGUCAAGUUAGCCAGAACGUGGCAGAAAUGAACGUCACAGUAAACAAAACAGAGUCAUAUGGUCAGGAGGAAACAAUCGCAUCAAUGGCAAUGUCAAUGAUGGGUGUCGUAAACAACAGUCUUCUUAUCAUUGUUAUUCUGGUGGAUCCUCUUCAUAUUAUAAGACGAGGACCAUGGAUAACUGUUCUUAGCUUAGCCUCAGCCGAUUUUAUUGCUUCUCUUUCAAAGUUCUUGACACUUGGAUUUGCAGCGGAGUUUGGUAUCGAAGUGUCAAAUGAAAUCAAGUCUGCUUGUUUAUACAUGUGGAUGCUUGGAGCGGCAGGCUCAUUUUUUCACUUGACAUCACUUACAUGGCAAACCCUUGCCACUGCCAAAUAUCCUAUACGUAGUCGACAGAUGUUAUCUACGAAGAAAGUUAUCAUCCUAUGCAUAACAAUGUGGUUUGUGGCCAGUUGCCUUGCUUUAGGAGAAAUUUCACAUGAAAUUUUUGAUAUUUCAUUCGAGCAGAUAAAAAAUUGACGUUUCACUUUGUCCUAACAACAACGAUUAAUUAAUCCAUGGCGAACUGUGUUUGUCAUUCUGUAGAAGUAUAUAAGUUAAUCAGCUAGUGAAAGAUGUUAAAAAUAUAAUAGUUCUAGCAAUACUAUGACGUCCAUUCACAAAACGAUCAUUUAAUUCGAUUGAUUGUUCACAAUGAGAGGUCUUGUGCUCCUUUGAGUUUUGACAAAUAGUGUUUUACAUCUGGGAUGUUGCAACUAUUGUAUUCCAUGUUAAAAAGUAUAGAACUAACUAUAUUUUGCUACUUCUACACUUUAAAGCACUACAAGUAAAUCGCAUGCAAACUGUGAUGCAUGCCAUAAAGACAUUUAUUAAAACCUUUCAAAACUGCGGUUAUGGAUCGAUCGAAUGUUAAAAAAGUCGUGUUGCUAUAAAUCUCUCAAAAGUAUUGAAGGUUGUGUGGUUUGCGUGAGAAAUCUUAUUGGAAUAAUAAACAAUAUGUCAUUAAUGAGAUAAAUUACUCUUUUUAACAGUUUAUUAUAAAUACAAGAAGAUAUCCACUGCAUGCAAAAUGUUUCUUCAAAGUAUGUCAUGUUCUAAAAAACGCACAUGCUUGAAUGUAAUCUACUUAAAACCUUUAUUAAUUAUUCAUAAUUGCACUAAUUUAA
Molecule: messenger RNA, 1315 nt
Organism: Xenia sp. Carnegie-2017
Lineage: Eukaryota; Metazoa; Cnidaria; Anthozoa; Malacalcyonacea; Xeniidae
Product: galanin receptor type 1-like
Exons: 4
Coding region: 177-668 (163 amino acids)
Biological process (GO): G protein-coupled receptor signaling pathway
Cellular component (GO): membrane
Molecular function (GO): trace-amine receptor activity
Source: RefSeq, a predicted model, not a curated record